Molecule: messenger RNA, 4445 nt
Organism: Fundulus heteroclitus (mummichog)
Lineage: Eukaryota; Metazoa; Chordata; Actinopteri; Cyprinodontiformes; Fundulidae
Gene: nlrc3l
Product: NLR family, CARD domain containing 3-like
Exons: 12
Coding region: 204-2531 (775 amino acids)
Source: RefSeq, a predicted model, not a curated record
GAAAGACGUUGGAAGCCGACAUGUCCGUGUGGAUUUGAGUCCGUGUGGCGUGGCUCGUUUGACAGGAGCCGUGUGGUUCUGGUGCCGCCCGGCGUGGACGUGAUCACAGCAAAAACAUCCACGGCGACGCACUUCCGCUUUCUGGCUCGACUUUUACGUUCCCCGUCUGAGUAUUUAGUAGUUUUGUUUUCAAGACAGGAAGCAUGAAUUCAGAAAACGACCAAGCUGCAGGAAGUGAUACGGAAGAGGAGGAGGAGGAGAAGAAGAAGAAGCAUUUGAGACCCCCCUCCAGUUAUGGGUCGAUGAAGAGCGAAAGCAUCGAGGACGAGGAGGAGGAGGAGGAGGAAGAAGAGGAGAAGGCAGGAGGGGGAGGUGAAGGGGUGUUUGUAGCACCACCAGCACCACUGGAUCCUCCUGCUCCUCCUGUUGUUGGGUCUCAGAUGAUGUACUCCAUGUAUACGGAGACUCACUACACUGAAGCCACAGAAAUGACCAGACCACCAGACGCCAUGGUCAUUGAAACGGGCGGCGCAGAUCUAGAGGACAUGAUGGACGACGAACUGGACGACGAAGACGAAAUCCUUACAACUUGUUCUCCAGAGCCACCCGAGCCCCUGGAAAUGGAAGGCCUGAUCCAGGAGGAUGAAGACGGCCAGCCCGGAAAACUGCACCCAGAACUGAGUCUGCCUCAUAUAUUCAGAAGCAUCCAGAAGGUUCUGACGGGGCUCAACAGCGACGAGCUGUUAAACUUUAAAACUUCCUUCACCAAAUGGGAGGACGUUAAGCUGCCGCUGUUCCUGGACGGGGAUCUGCUCGACUUCGUAGACAAGAUCUUCGAGGUCUACGGCCAGAGCAAAGCGCUGUCGAAGACAAUAAGCACUCUUGAAAGCAUAAACAAGGUGGAGGAGGUGGAAGAACUGCAGAGAGUGUGCGACAAAGCCAUUUUUUGUUUUUACCUGAAAGGUAGGCUUCACAGAAAGUUCCUAGUGAUCCGAGAGGGGGUGAUCCAGGCCGGAAAGCAGAACCUGCUGAACAACAUCUACGUGGAGCCUCAGAUCUCCACCUGCGCGUACGGAGGAGUCGACCUCACUCAUGAGACCUUGGGAAAAUCCCCGGCACCUUUCGACGUCCCCAGCGAGGACACCUUUGUGCCCUUGAACAAUCUGUUCCGACUCCAGAAGGAAGACGGCUCUCUGGCGAGGACGGUAGUGACCACGGGGCUCCCGGGGGUCGGCAUGUCUGUGUCGGUGGCCAAGUUCGCGCUGGACUGGGCAGAGGAGAAGGCCAACAGGGACCUGCAUUACGUCAUCAAGCUUUCGUUCCGCGCUUUGCGGCUUGUGCUGGAGAGAAGCGGCCAUGAGGAUAGGUCCAUGUUGGACAUAAUGCAGUAUUUCCACUUCCCCGUAAAAGAUCUCAAGUUGCUGGAGGAAGACGGCGCUAAAUUCCUCGUGAUAAUGGACUGCUUUGAUUGCUACGAAGGGACUCUGGACUGGAAGAACGCUCCGGUGAUCAAUGACAACUACACCAAAGCGUCCAUGGACGUCCUGGUGGUCAACAUCAUCCGAGGCAACGUGCUCCGCGGCGCGCGCCUCUGGAUCCUGGGCAGACGAGCGGCGGUCUCACAGAUACCGUCUGAGUUUGUGGACAUCGUCACCGAGCUGCGGGGUUUUACCGACGAGAUGAAGGACGACUACCUGACCCGACGCCUCACCGACGCCCGCAUGGCGGAGAACAUCGUCAGACAUUACAAGCGCGCGCCGACGAUACGGAUUCUCGCCCGCCAUCCCUUCUUCUGCUGGGUAGUGGGGAAAGUUUUCAGCUACAGCUUCCGGCUCGUGGACUAUGGGAGCAACCGUCCUAGAAUCACGCCGUUCCUCAUCAACUACGUGACCAUUAUGACGAAUCGCAGGCUGAAGUUCUACUACAGACGGAGGGAUAAUGAAAUGAAAUGGACCGUCACAGAGUACAAGCAUCUGACGGGGAUUGGGAAGAUGGCCUUGAAGUUGCUGGAGGUCAACACCAGCGUGUUCACUGAGAAGGACCUGAAGGACUUCGAUCUGGACCUGAGAGAGGUGGUGGUGCGCUCGGGCUUGUGCACUGAGCUCAAUCCUGAAGGCUUGUCGGGUAGAAGGAGGUUCUGCUUCGCCCACUUCACCAUUCAGGAGUUCAUGGCCGCUCUGUACACCUUCCUCACGUUCUACAGGGAAUCCAGGAACGUCCUGAACGCUGGCGGCUCAUCCAAACUCAAAUACAGGAACGUGUCGCCAGCAGGCCUCGUGGAGUGCGCUCUGGCGUUGACCAUGAGGUCCGAGGCGGGCCACUAUGACUUGUUCCUGCGUUACCUGUGCGGCCUGUUUUCCCCGCACUGCUACAAAUCAUUCCUCAGGACACUGUUUCCUCAACAAGCCCCCAAGAUGGAAGGUGAAGGUGAGGUGGUGCAGCUGCUGGAGCAGACCCUCCAGAACGCUCCUGGCAUCAAUACGCGCAACCUGGAUGAGUGCCUAAGAGAGCUGACCCAGGAGAGUGAUUAAUCUCAGAAUCCUCUAAUCUCAGAAUCUCACGUUCUGAGAUUAGAGGAGCGCAGAUAGAAUGGGUAGAUGCUGCUUAAAGGGUGACUUUUAGAAAUAACAGGAGAAUGACAUUAAGUGACCAACAUUGAAGCACUACUAGCUUUUAUUGGGAUGAAACGGAGAAUAAUAUAGUUUUCUAGCUGCACCAAGCAACCUAAAAUGUUAGUUUUAUACCUUCCAAAGGUAUAGACUUUACAAAGCACUGUGUAUUGUGAGUCCAGUUCUAAGCAGAACAUCUUAAAAAAACACACACCCCGUCUGGCUGCCAUUUCAAUCUGAAGCUGUUUUUUUUUUUUUUUUUUUUAUGUGUACAAUAACUUUAUGGUUCAAGGUUUAGAUAAUAAAUUUACAGAUGAGACAGAAACAAGCAGAACAGACCUUUCAGUGUUUGCAGAAGAAAGAAAAAAUGCAGAAAUAAGAGUCAAAGCAAAUGUUUCAUUGAACGCCGUCAAAGGUUUUCUUUUAAAGCUUUUUUCCCUUCACUUGCUGUGUUCAGGUUUUCAAAUCCUACUGUUGAUUAUUUUCGGUGAAUGUCAGAGGCCUUAACAAAGAAAGAUUUCCCUUAUAGUCCCACAGAGGGGACAUUUUAUCUCUGUUUACCCAUCCCUCAGGGAGCUGCCCACACUGAGUGGCACACGGGAAGCAAUCUGGAGCUAAGGGUCUUGCUCAUGGACAGUGGCAGUCUGCAGGGAUCGAACCGGGUACUUGCAACCUUCUCAGAGCGCAAGAUCACUUGCUCUAACCACUCGGAUCCUUCGCAACAUAAGCAGGACUUCCUGCCAUGGAGGAGGCUUGUGAAACUAAAUGUCUAAGCCCACACAAGUAGCCAACGGAGUGAGAAAGAACACCAUCGGGGGGUUUGGUCUUUAUUCCUACGUUUAUUCUACGUUUAGAGUUUAAACAUGGAUACAUAGCAAAUCCUUCCUAUUUAUAUUGUUUUUCUUUCAGUUUUCACUGUUGCUGAUUUUGCGUGCGUGCAGAGUUCUGAAACUGCAGAGGUUUAGGCUUUCUUUUGUUCAUCAGUACAAAGUUUAGCAUCAGCAGGUUUGGAUUGGCUUUGUUUUGGUUGAAGCCAUUUCUUUCUUUUUUUUUUUUUUUGGUGAGUUACACUGAAGAAAGUGGGUGGAGAAAGGCCUUUUUUAAUGAUUUUUAGUUUUUACGCAUAUCCUAACACAUCUCUAUCAAUAAAUGAUACUGAGCAGAGCAGUUUGAGUCUUCUCAGACGAGAACCAAAGAUGUGAAACAAACCAAAUCUCACUGGUGAUGAGGUUUAGCAACAAUGUCAGAAGCAAUCAGAUUUUAUUUAUAGUAAACCAGUGCUUUACAAAGGUGGAAAAUGGCACAAGAAUUCAAUUAUUCCAAACUAUCGCUAAAAUAGUUAUUAGUAACCAAUCUUUAAUUAAAUGUGUCAAAUUGUUAUAUAAAUGCAGACAUUAGGAAAUGCAAUCUCACUUAUGAGGAAACACCAGACACAGAUCAAGUUGAAACCAGAUGUUUACACACACUCUAUAUAAAAAAUAAUCCUUUCUCCGUUAUUGUCCGAUAAUUAAAUCUGACUAAAACAUUCCAGUUUUAGUAAAUUAGGAUUAACCAAUCAUUUUUUAUGUAUUAUCCACCAGAGAAAUUAUAAAAACCUAUCAGAAGUUUAUGUGUGCUGAGAUUACCGUGCCUGUGAUGAUUUUUAUUCUUUCGGUAAGCCACGACUUCUUGUUGUGAGUAUUUUGUUGCAUCCGCAAAGUUCUGCACACGCCUAGCAUUUAUGUGGUGAACGGGGAUAAAAAGGAAUCUGUGGCGUGUUCAGAACUCGGAUUUAUAUUUUAUUGUUUACGUCCUGAGCAUUUAUAUCAAUAAAGUCAUCAACUGAUCGAGCUUUUA